Molecule: messenger RNA, 237 nt
Organism: Symbiodinium necroappetens
Lineage: Eukaryota; Dinophyceae; Suessiales; Symbiodiniaceae
Source: the annotation of a GenBank genome assembly
AUGAUACAUGGGGACGAGGGAAGAGGCCGCAACAAGUCCCCGUUGAUGGUGAUAUCAGUUCAACCUUUAGUUGGCUGGAGGGGACCAAACUAUCUCAACAUGUCUUCGCAUUCUAUGACAACAAGAUUACUGUUCACGGUGGUUCCCUCGCGAAUGUAUGCCAAAGAGCAAACCCUGGAUACUCUUCAUCGUGCCUUGGCCGACGAUCUGCUGAAGCUCCACAACGAAGGCCUCGAA